AUGGCAACAAGAAUUGGAAGUGAGAAGAUCCUUCAUCCAACUCCAGAUCAUCUCAACCAGAGUACUCAAAAUGGUAUCUUGGCCCACCAGGAACCUUCCAUUCCUGCCUUCUCUCUGAUAUCUGGAACCGAUGGCUCAAAGGAGAUCCUGCCCACAAUCGCCAAAUUAUGCGGCACCAUCGCAGAUGAUGUCCAGGACGCUUACCCUUGUACAGUAGUGCAGGAGGCACUGGUAGCAUUAUCGGUCAAAACUCCACACAUGUAUGUGGCGCGGUACGUGUAUCGUCUGAAGGACGGUAUCACUUUUGAGCAGUUCCGCGCCGCGUGGGAUACCACCGUCAGAGCUCAUACAAUCAUGCGCACGAGAGUCGUGCAACUCGGUUCACGGGGUGUGAUGCAGGUGGUAGUGCGCGAGGGCAUUGAGUGCCAAAAGAGUAAUAGUCUCCAAGAAUAUCUCGCAGAGGACUGCCAGAAGGAGAUGCCAUUGGGGGCACCGUUAGCGCGAGCAGGUUUCAUUCAGGAUCUGGAUCCAGCGCGGCCUGCUCAUUUUGUCAUCACACUGCACCAUGCCUUGUAUGACGACUGGUCAUUAGCCUUGAUCCUGAAACACAUCGAGGCAGCGUACGCUGAACAAAGAGUGCCGGAUCAGCACUUUUCCCGGUUUACUGAAUACUGCUUGAUUGCGUCCAACGAACAGUCAGAGAAGUUCUGGCGUAAUGAGUUCACACGCAUGAGCCCAAGCCCCUUUCCAGCUGUGCCAGCUGAGUCCUACACGCCAGCAGCGACCAAGUCAUUCAUUCAUGAAACAACCCUGGACCAAAAUAUGGAUUUCGACACUUCGUCGACGACAGUCAUGAUGGCCUGGGCAAUCCUCAUUUCUCGUCACACCGCAUCCGAAGAGGUUGUAUUUGGCGUCACUGACACCGGUCGGCGCGCUACAAUGCCAGGAGUUGAUUUGAUGAGUGGUCCAACAAUCGCCACGUUCCCUCUCCAGGUUUUGGUGCAAGAUGAUCAAUCAAUUGUCGAGGCUUGGAGACAACUGCACCAUCGUCGAGGAGAGAUGGUCCAGCAUGAGCAGUUUGGCCUCAACCAGAUGCGCAAAUUGUCCCCAGAAGCAGCGGCUCUGUGCAAAUUUCAGAGUCUUAUUGUCUUGCAGCCAAAGAGACGUGAUGAUUAUUCGCUGUUUAGCGAGGUUACUCAAACCCAAGAUCUCGAAAACCAUGCCACGUUCGGAACAUACCCCAUUACAUUGGUUGUCGAACCAGCAGGAAACGCAGUCAGCGUGCAGGCUGUAUACGACCAUCAUAUUAUUCCCGAAGUCCAGAUGAAAAGAAUACUUCAACAACACUCGCAUGUUAUGAAGUGGAUCAACUGUGCGGAGACUUCAUGCGUGGCAGAUAUUGAGGGCUUAUGCCCAGAGGAUCGGAUGGAUUUGCAGACGUGGAAUAGUCUCAGGACUCCCGAAAAUGUUCAAUCUUGCGUCCACGAUUUGAUCUCAGGAAUGUCCCGAUCUCAACCGCACGUCACAGCUAUCUGUGCUUGGAAUGGAGAGCUCUCCUACGAGAGACUAGAAACUCUUUCAAGUGGGUUCGCCAUGCAACUGUUGGAGGAAGGGCUCAUUACCCCAGACACGGUUGUUCCUCUCUAUUUCGAGAAAUCUAGAUGGACCGCCGUGGCCAUUCUGGGUGUCAUCAAAGCAGGUGGUGCAUUUGCCUUGUUGGAUCCCGCCACUCCGUUGAAACGAUUACAGAUGAUCUGUGCAGAUACCAGAGCGCCGUUCGUGGUUUGUCCUCCAGAAUUGGCGUCUAGUGCAAAGGACCUCACAGGGAGCGUCAUCGUGAUCGACACUGAUGAUAGCGACGGCAGUACACUUGCGGUGCGUGCUCUCAAGUAUCGCCGGCCCGAGGUCAACCCGUCGAAUGUUCUUUAUGUCGUUUACACUUCUGGGUCUACGGGCAAGCCAAAGGGAGUGGUAAUCGAACAUGGAGCGUUCUGUUCAAGUGCGUUGGCCUACAUCAAGGUCGUCGAAAUGAAUACGGAAACAAGGGCUUUGCAGUUCGCCUCGUAUUCAUUUGAUGUGAGCGUGACAGAUCAUCUGGCAACGUUGCUCGCCGGUGGCACCAUCUGUAUUCCUUCCCCGGAUGAUCGGAUGAACGACAUCAUCAGUGUCGUUAGCAAAUUCAACAUCAACUAUGCAGACUUUACGCCAUCUUUCCUUCAUUCACUACGCCCUAAAGACAUGCCAAGUCUGAGAACCAUUGCUGUUGGUGGAGAGGCGCUAUCCCGAGCAGUGAUCGACAUCUGGGGCAGCCACGUCCGGCUGAUCAACAUCUAUGGACCAGCCGAGUGCUGUGUGCUUACCACCAUUCAGUCCCAAGUUACCUUAGAUUCAGACCCUUUGAAUAUUGGAUUUGGUACGGGAGCUGUGUGCUGGAUAGCCAAUAGCGAAAACCACAAUCGGCUAGUACCAAUCGGUGCCAUCGGCGAGCUUUUAGUUGGGGGACCGAUCGUGGGGCGUGGAUAUCUGAAUGAUCCCCAAAGGACGGUAGCUGCCUUUGUUGACACUCCCGAUUUUCUACAUGAAAUGCCGGCCUCAUCUCCCCACAAUCGAGUCUACAAGACUGGCGAUCUGGUACAAUAUGCAUCCGACGGGUCUAUACGAUUCCUGGGUCGGAAAGAUAUGCAAGUGAAGCUUCGGGGCCAGAGAAUCGAGCUUGGAGAGAUUGAGCAUUGUCUGAAUCAAUGCUUAGAAGUUGCCGGUUUGGUGGUGGAUGUGAUCAAGCCCAGGAACAACAGUGCCUUGUUGGUCGCCUUCAUUUUGCGAGGCCAAGCCGAGAAAACGGAUCCAAAGAAGCUUCUUCGUGACCCCGAAAAUGAGUUCCGGUCCAGCAUUAUCCAGGCAGAGGCACAGCUACGAAUCCAACUUCCGGGUUACAUGGUCCCCAAUCUGUUUUUCCAGCUCGAGGCGAUGCCCACCACUGCAUCGGGAAAAAUAGACCGAAAGCGAUUGAGAGAGUAUACAUCCUCUCUUGCUCUUGAAGAUCUACAGAGAUAUGCAGCCGCAAAACAGGAUAAGAGAUAUCCUUCAACCGCGCAGGAGGAAGUCAUCCAUGGCUUGGUGGCCCGUCUUCUUGGCUUGAAACCCGAGGCAGUCGGUAUGGAUGAUACGAUGUUCAGCUUGGGAGGAGACUCAAUCACGGCUAUGCGGCUGGCUGGUUUAGCCCUAGAGGCCGACAAGAAGCUGACCGUUGCUGAUAUAUUUGCACACCCAAAACUUUGCGAUAUGGCGUUGGCGAUGGAAGACUCUAGCCUGGAAUCUGGCCACAAACACUACGAGUCCUUCUCCCUCAUCCAAACUCCCAACAUCAAGUACAAUGACUGUGAUUUCAUCAAAUGCGAGGCGAUGAAUCAGUGCAAUGUCACAACUGACUCCCUUGAAGACGUCUAUCCCUGUACAGCUUUGCAGGAAGGUAUGAUGUUUCUUUCCAUCGCCAACCCUGGUACUUACCAAUGUCGUUAUCUCUACACAAUUCCGCCCGAGAUGACUGAAGAGCAACUUCAGCAGGCUUGGAAACAGACCACGGAAGCAAACACCAUCCUCCGUACCCGUAUCUUCCAAGCCGGUACUCGUUUGUACCAGGCAGUCAUCAAGGACGACCAUGUGGUGUGGGACAAGCCCGGUAACCUCGAAGAUUAUAUUGCCGCCGACAUGAAGCGGCAUGUGGACGUUGGCGAACAGCUCGUCCGAACGGCAAUUGCCCCAGCUACAUCAGAUCGACUCCGAGUUUGGGUUUUGUCAUUACAUCACUCCCUGGGUGACGGAUGGACUGUUCGACAACUUCUGGAGCAGACUGCGGCGGCAUACAGAGGGCAAGCCUUGGGAGCUCGUCCUUUCUGCUCAUUCGUUGAGUACGUCGUUGCAAAAGAAGGUAAUCAAGCAAGGGCUUUUUGGGAGACGGAGCUCGAAAACCUCGAUCCGCGCGCUGCAGCUUUCCCGCCAGUUUCUUCGGCCCAAUACUCUCCUACGGCGGGGGUUCCGUUGACACACCCUGUCAUGAAUCUGCCAGACAAAUGCACCGGCCAUACUUUGACAACAGUUAUUCGUCUAGCUGUCGCUACCGUAAUUUCACGAUUUACCGGGUCUUCUGAUGUUGUGGUUGGUGUCACAACAUCAGGACGUAGCGCUUCUCUCGGUGGGAUUCUCUCCAUCACCGGUCCAACCAUAUCCUCCUAUCCCAUGCGACUCCGACUUCAUGCGUCGCAGAGGGUUGAAGUGGCAUUAGCACAGAUUCAAGCCACGUCCAUCCGAGUACUUGACUUCGAGCAUUUCGGUCUUCAGAAUAUCCGCAAAGUCAGCCAAGAAGCCGCUCGCGCCUGUCAGUUCCAGACCUACUUGAAUAUUUGGCCACUCGACGAAUCCGAAGCUCCAGACCCGUUCGUCCAACUGGACGAUGCUGCUGGUCGUAUAGAGUUUGGUGGCUUUGCCCUUGCUAUGAGUUGCAUGCUAGAGUCCCAGAAUAGCGGCUUUACCGUGGUGGCAAACUAUGACCCCGAGGUCAUCUCAGAAGAUCGAUUGACAGGAUUCCUCUCCCUAGUCGAGCAAGUAGUUCGUCAGGUCUGGUCAGAUGAUUCCAUUGCCCUCGGUCAAAUCCAAGCAGAAGACUCGGAGACGGGGAUUAAGAAGCCGCUACUCACGAAUUCCCAGCCAUCUGACGAGAUGGCCUGGCAAAAGCCGACCUUUGAGCCAGCGAGACAAGCCGCUAAGCGGCUUCCAUCGACUCGGGUCGAGAUCCAGAUUCACAAGCUCUGCGCCCAAGUCCUGAACCUCAAUUUAGACCAAAUUGGCAUGGAUGAUAGCUUCUUCCAGCUUGGUGGGGACUCCAUCGGUGCAAUGAGACUGGUAUCUUGUGCUCGAAAGGAUGGUCUUUCCCUGACAGUUGCCCAGAUUUUCAAAAACCCUGUGCUAAGGUUCUUGGCCCUCGCCAUCCAACCGUACAAAGAGCCAACUCCAAGCGUUCCUCGCUUAGUUGACUCGAGCGACUCGAGCCAUCAUUUGAAGACCCAAGCCAUUCUGCACGAACUGGAUCUCGAGCAUUCCCCCUUAAACCGCGACGAUGUCGUAGAUAUUGCUCCAACAACUGAGGUCCAGGCAGACCUAGCAGGACGACCUCAUGUAUAUUGGCUCCUGGGGAUAAAGGGCACGCUGGAUACUACACAGUUGAAUGAUGCUUGUGCCACGUGGACCCAGAAACACAGUAUCCUCCGAACUGCCUUCCUCAGUCAUCGGAAGCAGUUGGUCCAGAUCGUUCUGCGAGAACACACUCCAAUUAUGAUCCACAAUGUCACCGAAAAGGAUCCCAUGGAAAUUGCGAUAGCCUGGUCUCGGGAAAACUCUUCAACAACUCCGGUUCUUGGCAUUCCCUCUCUUUCGUUAGCACUAGUGCAGCAGAAUCCAUCAAAUUCUGUAUUGGUGGUGCGACUCUCCCACGCGCAAUACGAUGGCUUAUGCAUACAAAGGUUGCUGGAAGAUCUUCUCGACCUAUACCAUGGCAAAGAGGUCUCGGCAUCGGCAGACUUCACAAAGUAUGUGCGCCACUGCCGUGAGCAUGAGUCCGAGUCGUUUGAUUUCUGGAAAAGCCUUCUUAUGGGCGCUGAGAUGACACCGCCCAUGCUUCCUAAGGGACUCCUUAGCGCCGGUGAGCCAUCCAUUGUUGAAUCUGUACAGCAGGUACCUCUCAUAGCCUUGCCCCCUGGAAUGACAAUGGCAACUGUUGUCAAGGCAGCCUGGGCGAUGGUGCAAUUCCAGUUCUAUCAGAUCAACGACGUGGUGUUCGGUCAGCUCGUCGCCAGCCGGAACACGGGCAUCGAGGAGUUGGACCAGGUUGUCGGGCCUUGUAUCAACCGCAUUCCCGUACGUGUCCAGAAGGUAGCGGAGGAGCCGCCCCUCCAAUUCCUACAGCGGAUCCAGCAGCAACAUGCAGACUCAUUGCAGUUUGAUACUCCAGGUCUCAAGGCCAUAGCCAAGGGCUGUACUGAUGGCUGGUCCCCGGACACUAUGUUUGGAUCGUUCAUUAAUCACAUACCCAAGGAUUCCGCCGAUGAUGAGUUCAAAUCUGGAGGCUUGACUUGCAGACUGGACGCCUGGACCAAAGGGGCACCACCUCCAAACAUCCGGCUGACUUCGACCGAGGGAGAAAUGUUGAAGAUCAGGAUCAACGCUUCUAGUGAAAUCUCGACCAAAGCUCAUUUGGAUGACCUCAAUGCUAGGGUUUGCAAAACAAUUUUGGAAUUGUUACAGGAUGUGCAUAACCCUUCUGUUGGCAUCUAA
Penicillium egyptiacum is the source of this 6327-nucleotide messenger RNA. Lineage: Eukaryota; Fungi; Ascomycota; Eurotiomycetes; Eurotiales; Aspergillaceae. The record is from the annotation of a GenBank genome assembly.